Ruditapes philippinarum (Manila clam) is the source of this 459-nucleotide messenger RNA. Its product is annotated as tRNA-cytidine(32) 2-sulfurtransferase-like. NCBI's taxonomy places the organism in Eukaryota, Metazoa, Mollusca, Bivalvia, Venerida, Veneridae. The record is from RefSeq and is a predicted model, not a curated record.
UUUCUUGAUGUCGAUAUUUCAUAAUGGCAUUUUAAGAACCAUGAAGGCUAAUUAUACUGUAGAAGAAGGGGAUUUAAGGGUGAUCAGACCAUUUGUCUAUGUCAGAGAGAAGGAUUUGAGAAUGUUUGCUGAAAAUAACAAACUUCCAGUCAUUGCAGAGAACUGUCCUGCAUGUUUCGAGGCGCCAAAAGAACGUCACAGAAUCAAACAGCUUCUAGCAUCGCAGGAAAUCAUGUUUCCACGGAUAUUUUCUAGUUUAAUGGCAGCAAUUAAACCAAUCAUGGCAAUCAACAAAACCCAGAUGAAAGUGACAGACUUCUUUAAACUAGAUAAAAAUAAUUCAGAUGACGAUUUCGAUAUCUAAUAUUUUGUGCUAAAAAGUAUUGUAUUAAUGUGGAAAUAAAAACCAAAAUACAUCAAAGCAAAAAAAAAUUUUUCAAUGAAAUUUAUGGUUUAAGA